UAAGGAUAUGUAAUCACCCAUUUCUGAAUCUCUCUCUCCUUGUCUCUUUGUGACUUUGUCCCUGAAGAAACGGACACAGCACUUGCAUCGUUGUCCUGUUUCCCAGGUUCAGAGCGCCACCGCCAGCAACAACAGUCUCUUUCUCUCUCUCUCUCUUCCCCAUAACGUCUCUUUCUUCUCUUAACGUUCAUAAUCUCUCUCUCUCUCUAUCUAUGACGUCUUACACAAUGUCUGCCCCAUAUGUGACGUCCAUCUUCUUCCGUUUUCAAAAGGAAGGGCCCUCGUGAAGUUCAUGUGAAAGCUCUGAGAGAGAGAGAGAGAGAGAGAUCUGAGAUUUGAUGGCAGAAGCGGGUUGCUUGCUUCGCCUCUGUUACAGGAUAACAUAGUGUUUAAUGAAACUCCCCGACCUGCUUUUUUGUGUUUAGCUUUUCUUGUUUCCCUUUGGACCCUGAUCAGUUCUUCAAACUACGAGUGCCCGUUUCAUUUUUCUAGCCCGUUUCGUCCAGAAAACUCAGAGCUGUAAAUUGGUCUCUCUGAGGUAAGCAUUUGGAUUUUCGAGCUUAUUAGCCAUCUGGAAAUUGGCUUACAUUCUGUUGCUUGUGUGGGUCUUUGCCAUUCUGUGGUAAAACGAUGAUUUGUUCUAGCGCCAAAAAAUAAUUGGUUCCGGAAUAGAUUGGUCAUUUUAUCAGUCUCUCUUGUGCUCUGUGAUUUGCUUGUAUAAAUUCCCUUUAUAAUGUCCAAGGCUAGGUGUUGCUGAUACUGCCCUUCCGUGAAGUCCCAUUUGAGUUUCAGAGUCGCCAAAGCCUGAACUUGUGGAUAUUUGCAUUUGAGUGGCAAAUGAUUUGGCUAAGUGCUUUGCACUUGGUGGGUUCUAGUGAGGUUGUUCGUGCAUGUAUGUAAAAAUUUGUUGAUGGGUUGAAUCUAGAUAGCUUGGAUUGGGCAGUAAUAUGAUAGAGAGACUAGUAUUGGUAAAUCCCUGGUCGGCUUUGUUGUCCUAGUAAUGCCAUGAUCAAGGGAACAGAUAUAAAACCAAGAAAAAUGUAAUGUCCACUGCCAUCUUACCUUAAUCUGCUGAAGUCUCUGCCACCUUUAUUUAUAUUCUGAUCAUGAGCACAGUUGUCUGUGACCGGAUACUAAAAGAUGCCAAUGGUGGUAUUAGCGAUCAUCUAAGCAACCAUGUUCAUUUGGCCAAUUGUAUUCAUUUGAAGAAUCAUAUGCAUAAGCAUAGCCCUCUAUUGGCAGAUAAACUACUCAUGAGGGACCUUCAUGUCCUUCAGAGGUCGCGACCUCUCAGGGAUCCUUCUGCAAGUCCACACUCAAGCUAUUCUACUUCUGCUGUCGAUCUACUUUCUAAAAGAGAUGAAAAGUAUGCCAUGGUGCAGAAUGGAGGACAGUCUGUGGGCGUUGAGCAUCAGAACGAUGGUAGAAAGAUGUCAGUAUGCUCACCAAUCGUAGCUAGUUCAUCAAGUGCAGAAGUUGGUCAUGGGGAGGCGAGCAGGCAUAAUGAUGGGGCAGCUCCUGUGAGUGAUGAUGGGAUAAGCAAACGAGUUCGGGAAAACAGGAGAAUCAACGGAUAUGGUAGUAAGUGGAAUUUGGUUACUGGUGGUAAUGAUCAACAUCCACAAGACCAAGAUGAUAAUUCCUUAAUUCAAGAUAUUGUUUCAGGGAACUCUGAACCAAAGGAUGAGACAGCAGAAGAACAAGGCAGGCAUCAAAAAGAUGGUAGCCUCAAAUCUCUCUGUGAGCAGUUAAAUAAUGUCCCAGCUUAUAGUGAUGAUGCAGCAUCAUCUCAUGUCCAUCGUCACGGUAAACGUGAAGAAGCAGAAGCCAGUAUUCAUGGUCGCCACGGUGGAUUUAAUAGGGUAAAAAGAUUCAAGUUUAGAGGGACAACAAGAACUCGAAAACCAAGCAAUUUUGGGGCUAAAAAUGAAAUGUCGGUGGCCUCUAAUUCUUUAGCUCAAAGUUCAGCUCGCCCCAAACAUGGCAUGGAGGAGGGAGAAGAAGGGUACGAUGAGCAGACUGUCACAAGGGUUCCAAGAAAUGGGUGUGGCAUUCCUUGGAAUUGGUCAAGGAUUCAUCACCGUGGAAGGUCAUUUCUUGACAUGGCUGGGAGGAGUUUGUCUUGUGGUUUAUCAGACUCAAAAUUAAUUAAGGGGGGUUCUAUUCCUCAAGGUAGAGAUGCUGCUGAUAUGCCCAUCCUGUCUGGGCUCUCAAGCUCCUAUACUGAAUCUGAUACAGAAACACUACCUUUAUUAAUGGAGGCAUCUGGAUCUGUAGGCAGCACUGAUAAUGCUGAUUGGAUUCAUGACUAUUCUGGGGAGUUGGGCAUUUAUGUUGAUAAUCUACUAAAUUGUGAGAUUGAUUCAGACCUUGCUUCGGAAGCUAGAUCAGGAGAUCAGCACAAGUUUAGACGGCAUCAUAAGAAUAGGCACCAGAACCUGACUCAGAAAUACAUGCCACGAACUUUCAGAGAUCUAGUGGGGCAGAAUUUGGUGGCCCAAGCUCUUUCAAAUGCUGUUGCUAAAAGGAAGGUUGGGUUGCUAUAUGUGUUUUAUGGACCUCAUGGUACAGGGAAAACUUCUUGUGCACGCAUAUUUUCUAGAGCACUAAAUUGCCAGUCUCUGGAACAACCCAGACCUUGUGGGAUUUGCCAUUCUUGUAUUGCAUCUGAUAAGGGUAAGAGUCGCAAUAUAAGGGAAGUAGGUUCUCUUAGUAAUUUUGAUUUCAAAAACAUUAUGGAUCUACUAGACAAUAUGAUUUUGUCUCACCUGCCAUCACAGUACAGGGUUUUUAUUUUUGAUGAUUGUGAUACUCUGUCUCCUGAUGGCUGGAAUGCUAUAUCAAAGGUCAUUGAUCGGGCCCCUAGGCGGGUGGUUUUUGUCCUUGUCAGUUCAAGUCUUCAUGUUUUACCUCAUAUAAUCAUAUCAAGAUGCCAGAAAUUUUUUUUCCCAAAGUUGAAGGAUGCGGAUAUUGUCUAUGCUUUGCAGCGGAUUACAACCAAAGAAGGUCUUGAAAUAGACAAGGAUGCUCUAAAACUUAUUGCAUCCAGGUCAGACGGAUCUUUGAGGGAUGCUGAGAUGACUCUUGAACAAUUGAGCUUGCUUGGGCAGAGGAUCUCUGUUCCUUUGGUUCAAGAACUGGUUGGGCUUAUCUCUGAUGAGAAGUUGGUAGAUCUACUUGAUUUGGCAUUAUCAGCAGAUACAAGUAACACAGUAAAGAAUUUGAGAGAGAUCAUGGGAUCUGGUGUUGAGCCAUUGGCUUUAAUGUCACAACUCGCCACAGUAAUCACUGAUAUUUUGGCUGGUAGUUAUGAUUUGACAAAAGAGAGGCCUAGAAGGAAGUUCUUCCGAAAACAAACUUUGACUAAAGAAGAUAUGGAAAAACUACGUCAAGCUCUGAAGACAUUAUCUGAAGCAGAAAAGCAGCUGAGAAUGUCAAAUGACAGAUUAACAUGGCUAACUGCUGCAUUGCUCCAACUUGCUCCUGAUCAACAGUAUAUGUUAUCCAAUUCCUCUACAGAGACCACUUCUAAGCUUAGUCCCGUUGGCCAAAGUAAUGCUGGUGUAAGAGAGCGACCCAGGAAGAGUAGUGUUGAGCAUGUUGAGAUGCUUAAUACUGAGAGAAGAUUGUCUACACAUGAUACUGGUAUAGAAAACCUUCACACUGGAGGUUCUGCUGAUGUUUAUUGUAAUAAUAAUAAUAGAAAACCUCCACAGGCAUUCAUGCCUUCUGCUGAGAUGGAAAGAAUGAGAGGGAGGCCAUUAUCUGACAGAAUUCAUAUGGAAAUUGAAGAAAUUUGGUCAAAAGUGCUUGAUAGGAUUCAAAUAAGUAGCCUAAAAGAGUUCAUCCACCAAGAAGGAAAGCUGAUAUCAGUCAGCUCUGGUGCAGCAGCCCCAACUGUUCAGUUAAUGUUCAGUUCACGCCGGACAAAAUCGGAGGCAGAGAAGUAUAGAGUGCACAUAUUACAAGCAUUUGAGUCUGUUCUUGGGUCCCCUGUGACAAUCGAAAUCAGAUGUGAACUGAGGAAAGAUGCAGACCAGGUUAACUUGUCACUUGUCUCACCUGGUUAUCAUUAUGGUUCAUCCCAUAUGCAUACAAGUACAGGGCUCCAGAGUGGUAACAGGAUGGCUAUGGCAGGAUAUAGUAAUAAUAUUAACAACAGGCAUUCAACAGAAAGAGAUGGUUUAAUUCAAGCCCAGACGUUGCAGUCUGAUUCAGUUGAACCUAGGAGGAAUGAAAUUGUUGAAAUAUCUUAUCCUGGAGAUCCAAAAGGUAAUGGAUGUAAUGGCAAUAAUGUACAAUAUGAUAGAAGCAAUGGGGGAAGUGCUUGGAUAAGCAAGGCAGAAGCUUUGCAUAAGAAAUCCCCCACAGCUUCUUUACAAGAACAAAGAAAAUUUGGUGGAAAGAAUCAGAGCCAGAGCCAGAGCCUUGUGAGAAGCAAAGUAUCUCUUGCACAUGUAAUUCAUCAGGCAGAAGGUAGCACACAGCAAAAUGGGUGGUCAAAACGCAGAGCAAUUUCUAUCGCAGAAAGACUUGAACAAGAGAAUCUGAAAUUGGAAUCUAGAUCAAGAACCUUGCUUUGCUGGAAGGCAUCUAGAGUAACUUGCAGAAAGCUUUCUCAUUUGAAGAUUAGGACAAGGAAGCCACAAACGUUCCUCAGAUUCGUCUCCUGUGGAAGGUGCCUUCAAGCUAAAACCCCGAAGUAGAGGCAAGUAAUUGCAUUCAAUUGCACAUUGAUUCGAUCAAUAAGAACAAAUUAGGGAAGAAGAAAUGAAUGCGUCAGCUUUUAUUUAUGAAAAUUUAAGUUGUUUCCUUCGCAGUCACUGGUCGAAUUAUCCUUUUUCCUCCCACAUUAGUUGCAUUGCAUCAUCAUCAUCUACUAACAAAGAAGCUGUAAAUUAUGAGAAUGGACAAAUUUUCCGGUUAAUUAGCUUGAGGUUGAGGAGCCAGGUUUAUUGAACAUGAAAGACUCUUAUUUGUAAUGUGGUAGUAUAGUGAGCUGUAAUUACGUUGGCAGAAUGCUAUUUAUUACUCUGAAGAUUGAUAAAGCAAUUACCGGCCCUCAAAUGCGGUAAGCAUAAGCUAACAGGCUGCC
This is a messenger RNA of Diospyros lotus (date-plum), 5095 nucleotides long. Its product is annotated as protein STICHEL-like 3. Gene Ontology annotation, cellular component: DNA replication factor C complex; DNA polymerase III complex; nucleus. Gene Ontology annotation, biological process: DNA-templated DNA replication; DNA repair. Gene Ontology annotation, molecular function: DNA binding; DNA clamp loader activity; ATP binding. The record is from RefSeq and is a predicted model, not a curated record. NCBI's taxonomy places the organism in Eukaryota, Viridiplantae, Streptophyta, Magnoliopsida, Ericales, Ebenaceae. The transcript is spliced from 6 exons. The coding region runs from base 1107 to 4706 and encodes 1199 amino acids.